GAAGUGGUAACUGCAAGUGACGUCGCCGCCGUUGAUUGGCAGAGGUGACAGUGAUUGGCAGCGUUGCCCUGGAGACACCUGGCAGACCAAUAGAAAAGCGAAGCAAUGUUUCGGUGCUGCACUCAGUGUGCAUGGAAAGGGCGCUAGGAUGAGGCCGCUGGCACUGCGCUGAGUGACUGUCCCGCUGCUGCUGCUGCUGCCGCUGUCGCUGCCGUUAGUGCCGCUGCUUCUUUCUCCCUGGCUCCUGCGGUCCCCCCCCUGCCGGCCAUCCCAUGGUGUUCAGGUCUCCUCUAGAGCUUUAUCCCGCCCACUUCUUCCUGCCCAACUUCCCUGAGCGCUCAGUGCUCCUGGCCGGCUCCAGCGGGGGCCCCCGGGCCCAAGAAGAACUGUCAAUGUUCCAGCUGCCGAGCCUGAACUUUUCCCCGGAGCAAGUGGCCAGCGUGUGUGAGACGCUGGAGGAGACGGGGGACAUAGAGAGGCUGGGGCGCUUCCUGUGGUCCCUGCCCGUGGCCCCCGGGGCGUGUGAGGCCAUCAAUAAGCAUGAGUCCAUCCUGCGGGCCCGGGCCGUGGUCGCCUUCCACACCGGCAACUUCAGGGACCUCUACCAUAUCCUGGAGAAUCACAAGUUCACCAAGGAGUCCCACGGGAAGCUGCAGGCCAUGUGGCUGGAGGCGCAUUACCAGGAGGCGGAGAAGCUCCGGGGGCGCCCCCUGGGGCCGGUGGAUAAGUACCGGGUACGGAAGAAGUUCCCCCUGCCCCGCACCAUCUGGGACGGAGAGCAGAAAACGCACUGCUUCAAGGAGAGGACUCGCAGCCUCCUGAGGGAAUGGUACCUGCAGGACCCCUACCCCAACCCCAGCAAGAAAAGGGAAUUGGCCCAGGCCACCGGACUCACCCCCACCCAGGUGGGAAACUGGUUCAAAAACCGGAGGCAGAGGGACAGAGCGGCGGCGGCUAAGAACAGGCUUCAGCACCAGUCUAUCGGACAGAGUGGCAUGAGGUCGUUGGCAGAUCCAGGCUGCCCUACACACAGCUCGGCCGAGUCUCCUUCGACGGCGGCGGCCAGUCCGACCACCAGCGUGUCCAGCCUGGCGGAGAGAGCAGAAACCGGCACAUCCAUUCUAUCUGUCACCUCCAGCGACUCGGAAUGUGAUGUAUGAUAGGCAAAGACUUGAACCCAGGCAGAUCAGGGCACCUAUGGACCUCAUUUGAAAUGGACUCUCAUAGAAAGACUAGAGGACCCUAAAAGGUGACUUGUAUGACCCCCAAAAAGACAAGCGCAACCCUCUAUUUGAGCCAUUGGACGCACGGCCAUUGCAUGAUUCCUUUGUAUCUGGGGACAGGCCCCCCCCCAAGCCAAGCUUGGUGCCCCCUUCCCAGGAUCUCCAGGAAGAGGAAUCCCACUCAUCUCCCACCUUCUCCUCUGUUAAGCCCAAGCCGCUAAUGCGGUCACCCAAGAUGCAAUUUUCUUCGAUUUUUUUUUUUGUUUUUUAAUAAUUAUUAUUUUAAUUUUAUUAUUUCGUUUUUAUGUUCAUCAGACAAUCAUUUUCUUCGUAAGCACCUUUUUUUCUACACCUCUGUCACUGCCUGUGUGGGUUACUUACUGGUUAAUGUGGAGAAAAGAAUAGUUUAUGACUGUAACAGAAUUUUAUUUUUAUUUCAAGAUUUUAUAUGAAUUAUGUAUAUCUCAGUGAUGAGGUCACUUCCCAAUUGUAAUAUAUGUGUAGAAAUGCUUGUAUAUAAUAUUGCUAAUGCUCUUUUUUUAUUCCCUGGUCUGUUUGGCACAUCCCCCCCCCCUUACACACUCUCUCAUUCACACUCACACUCUCUCUCAUUCACACUCACAUUUUCUCUCUCUCUCAUACUCACACUCUCUCAUUCACACUCACACUCACAUUUUCUCUCUCUCAUACUCACACUCUCUCAUUCAUACUCUUACACUCAUUCUACACUUACAGACCCUCUGUUACACACUCAUUACACAUACAAAAACCUACUCGCAAUCACACACUCUCUAGUACAUACAUAGAAAUUAAGCCUUAUACAAAGGCACUCUCUUUUACACACACACACACACACACACACACACACACACACACACACACACACACACACACACACACACAAUCUUUUUGUUACUCAGUGUGUCUCCAUGUACUCCUUUCUGCUACCCCCCUCUCUCUGUGUGUCUCUCUCUGUCUCUCUUCCCCAGCUGCCUCCUUGUCUGUAAAUUCCCAUUCUGUGGGUUUUUAAUCUCAGUCGGUGUCUUGUUUAGUUUUCCUCCUGUCUCUCUGCCCCUUUCUGUCCCAUUUGCACUCACAUUUUGUUGUUUCUCCUGUCUUCCUUGUAUCUGCCCUGUUACCCCCUCUCUUGCCUGUCUCUUUCCUCUGCUCCUUUCCCCCUCUCUCUCUCACCUACACUCACACUCACACUCCCUCCUCUAUCUGCCUCCUACUCCCUGUUCCUGCAUAAAUUCACCGGUCAGGGUCUGGCCUGGCUGAGUUUCCAGGAAGGGACUUCACCCAUAGAAAGAGCUUUUGAGAAUUCCAGUCAUUCUUAUGCAAAGAUACAAUAAUACCCAGAAAAACAAGAUACUCUAAUAAGUAUUUCCUAUCAGCCUGGGGACACAGUGAUCCACUUUAGAGCGCUUAACAUUUGUCUGUUUACUUGUUUAUCUAUAUGUACAGUACAAACUUUCUAAAUCAAAUACAGUAUUCAGUUUUUUCUUAUCUA
Messenger RNA from Xenopus tropicalis (tropical clawed frog), 2733 nucleotides. It is a transcript of the gene six3, whose product is annotated as SIX homeobox 3. Gene Ontology annotation, molecular function: DNA binding. The transcript has 2 exons. The record is from RefSeq and is a predicted model, not a curated record. Bases 273 to 1160 code for a protein of 295 amino acids. NCBI's taxonomy places the organism in Eukaryota, Metazoa, Chordata, Amphibia, Anura, Pipidae. Gene Ontology annotation, cellular component: nucleus.